AAAAAAAAGAAAGGAACGAGUCCUUCAGUUGAAAAUGCCAUCCUGCCAGCCAUUACUGCAAAAGCCCGAUGUUGACGACAUUCGUUCGACUGGCAUCGCAAGUUACGUGUUAAGUAGUUUCCUCUCUUGUACCGCGAUUUUGUUGAACAUUGCAACCAUCCACGGGAUAAGAAAAACGUCAUCGUUAUCCAAUACUUUGAAGAUAUUUCUGCUGAGUCUUGCUGUGUCUGAUGUUUGUGUGGGUUUGGUUGUGCAGCCAUUUUUCAUUUCAAUUGUGGUCAGAGUUUUACAACGUAACAUUCCAGGUUGUACUACUUACAGGGCUUUUGACGUUAUAUCGCACGUUUUUUCCGGCGCUUCGUUUUUCGGUGUCAUAGCCUUAAGCGUAGAUAGGUUCUUGGCUCUUCAUUUGCAUCUCAGAUACCAGGAACUUGUGACUCACAAGCGUGUUGUUGCAGUGGUAAUCUCAAUAUGGCUGUUUAGUUUCUUCAUUGCUUUCUCGAUCUUGUGGGUCCCUAAUACCAUCCGUUUCAUUUCCGCAAGCCUUGUCGGAAUUGUUUGUAUUCUACUGACAAAAAUCGCGUAUUGUAAGAUUUAUUUAACUGUAAAACGCCACAAGAAUCAUAUCCAGUCCUCGAAAGUACGGGAAACACCUGAAGAACAAUUUCAACGGGUUGGCGAAAUGACACAUUUUGUAAGUCUCGUCAAGACUGCAGUCGGUGUAUUUUGCGUGUACCUUGUAUUCUUGAUGUGUCAUUUGCCGUUUGUUGCCUACAUAGUUUUUAUUGCUAUCAGUAGACCGACUAUCGCUCUUAAGCGACUUAACUUUAUCGCAUCGAUUUUUGUAUUUCUGAAUUCAUCUCUGAACCCUGUUGUUUACUGCUGGAAGAUGAGACACAUUCGAAGCGCUAUCAUCAACGUCCUGCGUAGCAUUACAACAUCAAACCGCACAUCAGUGGCGGAUCCAUAG
Stylophora pistillata is the source of this 970-nucleotide messenger RNA. Its product is annotated as adenosine receptor A3-like. The record is from RefSeq and is a predicted model, not a curated record. Lineage: Eukaryota; Metazoa; Cnidaria; Anthozoa; Scleractinia; Pocilloporidae.